GUGAAAAAUGGAUAUUUGGGGUUUAGUGGAGGGCAAUCGAAUUCGUACAUCCAGUAUGCAAAUGAAGAAGUUUAUUUUGAAUCGCACCAUGGACCAUCGAAUCGGAUGGACAACCAUGAAGAAAGUCAAUGCCGAAUUUCCGAAAGCAAUCGGUCCGCUACCGAGAAUUUAGAUUAACCAAUCUGUCCAGAGAGUGAAUGGAGAUUGGAUAGAAUAUCAGUCAUGAAAAAUAAAAUUACGAGAAAGCGAGCUCCAACGGCAGGAUUAGACAAAAUGCACCAAAGAUCAACAUAAUUUCAGUUGCAUCUCGUGCAGAAAUAUCUAACAAACGCAGAGAUGUCUAUUUGCUAGAGAAGAAUUCUUUUUAUUUCAAAAGAUAUUUUACAACGAGCAUCAUAUUAUUAUUUCGUCGAAAUCAAGACCAAACUAAUACAGUUAGUGUCUCAGCAAACCGGAAGUGCGAGGCUUUUGUAGCAAACAAAAGGCUGCGGAAUCGAAGAAGGCGGAAGUUAUCAAUCGCAUAGCAUGCAACCAUUUUACCGAAAUGGCAACGAGGGAAAGAGACGUAGUAGAGAGCAUGAACGAAGAAAGAGAAGAGAUAGAGUGGCCGGAUGACGGGGAAUUACUGGAUAUGACCGGCCUUCAUUUAGUCGACGAGGGUCGGCCAUGUCCAGGCGAUGCUCAACCAGUCCAAGAGCAAGCGCAGCCAGCGCAAAGGCCAGAGGCACCCCCUGCAAACGAGGUGGCACCCCCCGCAAACGAGGUGGCACCCCCUGGAGAAGAGGCGGCUCCCCAAGCGGUUGGUGGCGCAGUGCCCGCCCCGGGAGCAGCAGAAGACAACCAGAAACCACCAAGGGGCAAGCGGGGCGGGCAGUGGUCGCAGUCCCGAAAACGGGAGGGCCUGGCCACCCGAAUGAUUAUGAAUUACGUAAAACUGACUCAUCCAUAUAAGGGUGGCCAGGGCCACAACAAGAAGGGGCGACGCGGUGGCCGCGGAGGACAAGGCGGUGGGGGGCGGGGCGGCGGGGGGCAGAGUGAAGCGAACGCAAGCUAAUAUAGACUAAGAUCAUAGAAUAAAAGAUAAAAAAAAA
Messenger RNA from Athalia rosae (coleseed sawfly), 1091 nucleotides. RefSeq names its product ATP-dependent RNA helicase DHH1-like. The transcript is spliced from 4 exons. NCBI's taxonomy places the organism in Eukaryota, Metazoa, Arthropoda, Insecta, Hymenoptera, Athaliidae. The record is from RefSeq and is a predicted model, not a curated record. The coding region runs from base 545 to 1054 and encodes 169 amino acids.